Molecule: messenger RNA, 600 nt
Organism: Diversispora eburnea
Lineage: Eukaryota; Fungi; Glomeromycota; Glomeromycetes; Diversisporales; Diversisporaceae
Source: the annotation of a GenBank genome assembly
AUGUAUCCAACGUUACAUUUAUUAAAACAACAACGGAUGAUAAAACCCAUUCGUCGUGGUUUAUUAGGUGGAAUUAAAGCUAAAUUUAUGUAUCCUAUACGUGAACAACAACCACCACCACCACCUAAAGAAAAGAAACCAAAAAAAGUUAAAGAGGAACCACCUUUUAUGGUUCAACAUACAUAUAAACAAGCGAUGAAAGGUUUAUAUAAUAAAGCACAUAUUCAAUUUGGUAAUAAAGUAUCAGAAUCCGGUAAUAAAUCUCGACGUACUUGGAAACCAAAUGUACAUUAUGUAAAAUUAUAUUCCGAAGCAUUAGAUAAACGAAUUGAAAUAAAAUGUACAGCAGAAGUAUUAAAACUUAUUGAUCGAAAAGGAGGAUUAGAUAAAUACUUAAUAGCCAUGAGGGAUAAAGAUUUAGGUGAAAAAAUGUAUUAUUUAAAGUAUACCAUUAAAGCAAGAAAAGAUAUUUUGGAAGGAAGAGAUCCUACUGAUAAUCCAAUUAAAUCAAUCACUGGUGGUACUAAUAAUAAAAGGUUGCAAGAAGGAAGUAAUAGAAAUUUACUGUUGGAAAGUGAAAAUGGUGGGAAAGAAAAUUAG